This is a messenger RNA of Eucalyptus grandis, 2316 nucleotides long. RefSeq names its product sucrose transport protein SUC8. The coding region runs from base 262 to 1761 and encodes 499 amino acids. Gene Ontology annotation, cellular component: vacuole; plasma membrane. The record is from RefSeq and is a predicted model, not a curated record. Gene Ontology annotation, biological process: sucrose transport. Gene Ontology annotation, molecular function: sucrose:proton symporter activity. NCBI's taxonomy places the organism in Eukaryota, Viridiplantae, Streptophyta, Magnoliopsida, Myrtales, Myrtaceae. The transcript has 4 exons.
UGAAACCCAAUCCUCAAGACCAGUUCCAGCACUGAAAAAAAUAGUGAAUAAAGAGGGGGCAGAUUCCGAAGCUUCGGGUCGCCCUCGCUGUCCAGCCACGGCAGCUUCCUCCCGCUUUCCCACGACGACACCGAGACGCAAGCGGAAGCGCAAACUGGAGGAGGUCAGGGAGGACUAUAUCCAUCCCUGCAUGCAGCCGCGGCACGACGACGAGACGACUACUACUGCUGCUACUGCUACUAGGACAACAGUUAAGUAGAGAUGAUAGCAAGCAUGGAGUACGGAGGUGAUCAUGUGGCCAUGGCCCCGCUGUGGAAGAUCGUCGUGGUCGCGUCCAUCGCGGCCGGCGUCCAGUUCGGGUGGGCGCUGCAGCUCUCCCUGCUGACCCCGUACGUGCAGCAGCUCGGCGUCCCGCACAUGUGGGCGUCCUUCAUCUGGCUUUGCGGCCCCAUCUCCGGCCUCCUGGUGCAGCCCAUCGUCGGCUACUUCAGCGACCGCACCAAGAAUCGCUUGGGUCGCCGCCGCCCCUUCAUCAUUACCGGCGCCCUCUUCGUCGCCACAUCAGUCAUCCUCAUCGGCUUCGCUGCUGAUCUUGGCUACAAGGGCGGCGACAGGCUGGACCAGGAAAUGAAGCCCCGCGCGGUCGCCAUCUUCGUAAUCGGCUUCUGGAUCCUCGACGUCGCCAACAACAUGCUCCAGGGCCCCUGCCGGGCCCUCCUGGCCGACCUCUCCGCCAACGACCACAGGCGCAUGCGCAUUGCCAACGCCUUCUACUCCUUCUUCAUGGCCGUCGGGAACGUCCUCGGCUACGCCGUGGGCUCCAUCGACAACCUCUACAAGAUGCUGCCCUUCACCGCCACGGUCGCCUGCGACACCUACUGCGCCAACCUCAAGACCUGCUUCCUCAUCGACAUCGUCUUCCUCGCGGUGGUGACUAUCGGCGUGGUCGCGACGGUCAAAGAGGUCAUUCACCCGUCGCCCAAGGAGCUGGCCAACGGCGAUCCCGAGCCAAUGACGCCGUUCAGCAGCGAGGUGACCUCGGCGUUCAAGAACCUGUCCAGACCAAUGUGGCUGCUCUACCUCGUGACCGCCCUCAAUUGGGUCGCAUGGUUCCCCUUCAUCCUCUACGACACCGACUGGGUGGGCCUCGAGGUGUACGGCGGGAAGGCGAAGGGGACUCCCGCGGAGAAGCGGCUCUACGACCUCGGUGUUCACACCGGCUCCUUAGGCUUGAUGCUCAACUCGGUGGUCCUCGGUUUCGCCUCUCUAGUGGUCGAGCCCAUGGGGAAGGUGGUGGGCGGCGUCAAGAGGUAUUGGGCCAUUGUAAACUUCAUGCUUGCAAUCGGCUUGGCCGGCACCAUCCCCGUCACGAAGAUGGCCAAGGCGUACCGCGCAGUCCACGGCCUGGUCCCGCCCCCAACCAACGUCAAGGGCGGCGCUCUCGGCAUCUUCUCCGCCCUCGGUAUCCCACUCUCGGUCACAUACAGUAUUCCAUUCGCUUUGGCAUCAAUCUACUCAUCCAGUGCUGGCGCUGGCCAAGGGCUUUCGUUGGGCGUUCUCAAUAUGGCCAUCGUCAUCCCGCAGAUGAUCGUGUCCGUGGUGAGUGGGAAGCUCGACGACGCAUUAGGGGGAGGGAACCUACCGGCGUUCGUCAUGGGCGCCAUCGCGGCCAUCGUGAGCGCCCUCAUGGCCCUAUUCGUGCUCCCGAACCCUCCCUCACAAGCUUCCAUGCCCGCUCUCAUGGCCGGCGGUGGACAUUGAUCAAACACCGAUGCGACUUUUUGACGUACCUUUCAAGCGCAGAAUUUGUCCUGUUGUAGCCCCUGAAGUUGCUACUUUAAGGUUGGCGGCGACAUCAAACUUUCUGAAGAUAAAAAAACGGGAUGAUCUCGUCAUCCUGUUCAGCCUUAUUAUCCUCUUGAGAGAUCCACGUCAUCCUUCGCACUGGUCGGUCUUCCACCUGCUCUCGCCAAAAGGCCAUUCCGCAACACGAAUGACGCCACAAGGAAUUGGGGUCGCAAGGCACUAGAUAGCAUUUUGUUUGUCUCUACAGCAGAAUAGUUCGCAUUUCACGCUUUUCUACAGAGGAAGCUGGUCUCCUCCCAAAGCCACCGCGGAACCUGUCGGUUCGCCAGGAGUAAACGCUGUUGUGAGCUCAGUCUCUGGUGGCGAUGGUAGCGAGGGCAAUAGGUUUUAGUCGCUGAUGAGAGUUUGCAGGAGAAGAAGUAGCGCAAGCGCGUUAAUCUCUUGUAAUCUCAAACUUAUAGAGGAAAAUAUAUAUUCCAUGUGAAAAUUGAUUGAAGUUCUUUUCGGUCU